Strongylocentrotus purpuratus (purple sea urchin) is the source of this 2715-nucleotide messenger RNA. RefSeq lists its product as uncharacterized. NCBI's taxonomy places the organism in Eukaryota, Metazoa, Echinodermata, Echinoidea, Camarodonta, Strongylocentrotidae. The record is from RefSeq and is a predicted model, not a curated record. Bases 1 to 2715 code for a protein of 904 amino acids. The transcript has a single exon. Gene Ontology annotation, molecular function: nucleic acid binding; zinc ion binding.
AUGUCUGAAGGAGAAGAAGCGAGCAAAAGGGAUAGAAAACCCACAGAGAAGGGUAUCAAGCACCAAGCUGAUGUCGCAUCGAAGUCAUGGAAAGUCGCUAUUCGACUUUGGUGUAGAAUGGCAAAUAAGCAUCGACAGCUUAUUGUAGAAGACGACAUCAAAGCAGAGGUGAUCAAGGAAUCCCGCAACAACGUACAGGAAGCUAUGGACAAAGCCAUUGUUGUACAACAAGAGCUCGCUGAUUUAGCACCUUCAGCAAGUCUCGAAGAUGAUGGUGAAGACAGGCUUGAUGAGAUGGAAGAGGAGCAUUCAUCCCUCAUGAGAGAGACCAUGCGAAUCAUUAUCCAGUUAAAAGGCGGAACUCACGCUUCAAAGUCUGGUUCCGGCUCACCAAAACCAGGAGUUCGAGACUGGGUCAACGAACAAGCACCCGUCUCUCCCAUGGAGCCUGCAGUUCAGAAAGAUGAUGAAGUUAUUCAUCAACCAGCAGAAAAGUCCAGCAACGAAGAUGUUCUCGCCAACAGUUUAAAGGAGCUGCUCUGCUUGAAUAGACUACCUCUUCCGGAGCCCGGACAUUUCUCAGGCAAUCCGCUUGAGUAUACAUCAUGGAAGAGAAGCUACGACGCCUUAAUCGAGCAUCGAGGAAUUCCCAUCGAAGAAAGGUUCUACUUUCUUUUAAAGUAUCUCAGUGGUGAGCCGAAAUCCCUGGUUCAAGGUUAUUCCAUGAUUGGAGAUGCUGCAGGAUACAACGAGGCAAAGAAGGUAUUGGAGCAGAGAUACGGAGAUCCAUUUGUGGUAUCCAAUGCCUAUCGAGAUAAGCUAGACUCCUGGCCAAGAGUGGGUUCGAGAGAUGCAUCUGGUCUGAGGAGACUUGGAGACUUUUUGAAGCAGUGUGACACAGCUUCAAAGUAUGUUCAUCACUUAAGUCAUCUUGAUGAUGAAAGAGAAAACCGGAAGCUACUGAUGAAACUCCCAGAUUGGUUGGUCGUGAAAUGGAGCAGAAAGGUUGUGCAGUGGAGGCGAGAGUGGGGGACAUUCCCACCCUUCUCUAUUUUCACCGAGUUCAUUGAAGAAGAAGCUGUAGUUGCUAAUGACCCUGUAACCUCGCUUCAAUCCCUGCAGACCUCGAAUGAAAGGAAGAAAUCAGCUACUUCCAGCUUUAUGCAGACGGAAACUCAUCAGAAUCAGAGAGAUGGCUCUGCUGAGAGAGGGAUUCUAACAUGCAUCUUCUGCAAAGGUCGACAUCACCUCACUGAAUGUUCUCCCUUCAAUUCAGAGACGAUGCAGAAGAAAAGAAAGGUUGUGAGGGACAAUGGACUCUGUUUCGGCUGCCUUAAGAAGGGACAUAUAUCAAAGAAAUGUAACAAGAGAAAUACAUGCUCUUCUUGCAGAGGGAAACAUCCUACUGUUCUACAUGAUGAUGAGUGGAAGGAAAGACGACAGGAUGCUGCAAGCAGAGAAAGGGGUAAAAAGAGAACCUUGGAAUCAAAAUCCUAUGCAUCAAAUUCUGAUUCCAGUCAUUCUACAAAGUCAUCAAUGAUAGUUCCGGUGUGGCUGUCUCAUGAGUCCUGCCACAAGGAUAGAUUAGUAUAUGCUCUGCUGGACACACAAUCAGACACAUCCUUUAUUCUCACGAAUACUAAAGAGGCGAUGGGAAUCAAAGGAGUAGGGGUAAACCUGCUACUCUCUACCAUGACCAGGGCGAAUGAGAGAAUUGCAAGUGAAAAGGUGACUGGUCUUCGGGUGAAAGCAUUCAACGACCCCAAGAAGAUCAUCAGCCUCCCUCCUACCUUCGCGAGAGACAUCAUGCCAGCAGAUCGAAAUCACAUCCCUACUCCUGACUGUGCCAAGGCUCUUGCUCCACGUGCUGUUAUCCACUCUCCUGAUGAUAGAGGUCCAUACGCAAUCCAGACGGAUCUAGGAUGGAGCAUUGUUGGCACAGUAAAGGCAGGGUAUGCGGACAGUCACAACGAUCCCUUUGGUGUGAGCCAUCGCACAAUAGUACGAGUUGUGCCUGAUGAGGUGCAGCUGAAAGGACAGCGAUCGGAAGUGAUUUUUAUUCAUUCAGCUAACAUGAAGGAAGAGAUAGCCCCUCUUCAUGUUGUUCGACUUCUAGAGGCUGACUUCACUCCAGAUAGGAAACAGAAACCCUAUUCCCAGAAUGACAUGAAGUUCAUUAGGCUAAUGAAGAAGGAGGUCCACAUUACAGAGAGUGGACAUUAUGAGAUGCCGCUGCCGUUUAAGGAGGAGGAGAUGCCUACACUGCCUAACAACAGAUUCGUGGCCGUUAAACGUCUGGACCAUCUCAAGAGGAAGUUUGAAAAUGAUGCUACCUAUUAUGAUCGGUACCUACAGCAAAUGAACAACCUUCUUCACAAGAAGUAUGCAGAGAGGGUAUCUGAACCGGGUGAAUCAGGCAAUCGAUGGUACAUUCCCCACCACGGAGUGCAGCAACCAAAGAAACUCAGAAUGGUGUUCGACUGCAGCUCACAAUUUAAGGGGGAAUGUUUGAACUCUCAUCUUCUGACGGGUCCUGAUUUGACCAAUGCACUAGCUGGAGUACUUUGCAGGUUUAGGAAAGAGAAAGUGGCCUUCAUGUGUGACAUAAAGGAAAUGUCCAUCAGUUUCAUGUCAACAAGGAACAUCGUGACUGCUUACGCUUCCUCUGGUGGCCAAAUGGAGACUACCACCAAGAGCCUGUUGACUAUCGUAUGA